Molecule: messenger RNA, 1414 nt
Organism: Solea solea (common sole)
Lineage: Eukaryota; Metazoa; Chordata; Actinopteri; Pleuronectiformes; Soleidae
Product: snaclec CHH-B subunit beta-like
Exons: 5
Coding region: 738-1169 (143 amino acids)
Source: RefSeq, a predicted model, not a curated record
AAGCAGAGCAGGGUGUGUCACUUAAUAAUAAGUACAUAAUAAGGAAAGUUGCACAGGACUUGAAUUCAGCCAAGUCUGAGAAUCUACAUGUGUUUGGUUUUCAGGGCAUUAAUUAUGUCAACAUCACUGAGCAGCAGGAUUAACAUAUCCUAACCACACAGAAUAAAUCACCAUGGUAAAUUAUGCGCCACUGCAACCGACUUGAGGCUAAAUUCAGCCAGGAUGGCUGACUUAGCACAGGUUAAUCUCUAUAGUUUGGUGCAACUGCAGAAGUCUGGUGUAAAGUCACUAGUCACUUGUGUGUGUGUGUGUGUGUGUGUGUGUGUGUCGCAUCUAAAACUAGUCACCACAGUUUCACUCAGCCGUGCAGUGAUGACUCCGCCCACGUUAAGUAGGUAAUUUUUGGUAGUGAAGAUGCAACCUAAUUGUGCCGUGCCGAGGCGAGGAAAGUAGAGCUGGAGGAAAUGCGGCAAUAGUCUCCAAAGUCCUCUCCUGUGUGAACAUUCAAAUCAACACAUCUACAUGUGUUUGAUAAAAGUUAGCAGAAGUUAAUUUUUCACUCACUGUUAUUUUCUGUUUGAACAUUGAAAUGUUUUUAGGGCAUGAAUUGUGUCAACAUCAGUAAUCUAAUGAAAUGUCUCUGACUAGAAUUAAAGUCCAUGUUUCUUGUUGUGACGGAGCUAAACCGAGACAUAUACCAGUUGUAGAGUGGUGUGAGGAUCUGUGAGUCCUGAACCAUGCGUCCUGUUGUGGUUACUGCUGUCCUUCUUCUGCUGGUCCGGAUGUUCAUGAACGUUUCUGAAGCUGGUCAUUCUGGAGGGAACCGACUGAACAUUGAAUACUGUUUGAAGAAAUUGCAAACCAAGGAAACAUUUGACGAUGCAGAGAUGAUCUGCCAGAAGGAAGGUGGGCAUUUGAUAUCAUUUAGAGACGAGACAGCCCUCAGCAGUUUAACAUGUCCUUUCCUGUUUAAUCACUGGGUUGGAGCCAGAAGACAAGUGAACAGUGAAGGUGUCAAAGGUGAAUUUCAGUGGAUUGAUGGAAGUGGAACAUUUAAUUUAUCCUACACUGAUAACCAAGAAGACUGUAUGGAGAGGGCUGGCUGGAAUAUCCUACGGACCAUACCAUGUUCAGAAAAAAGGCUAUUUCUGUGUCAAAAAGCAGGGUGAUGGUCAUUGGAACGUCUGCUUUAACCCUUUUACUACCACGGGGGACACCAGUGACACCACGACGCGUGUGUAUUUCAAAGGUCAUUUUUUUGACACAAUUAUUGACAAAAUAGAAUAGAAAAAAUACCAUGCGUUUUAAUAAAUAUAUCUAUUAUUAUAGUGCUAAAAGGGUUAAUGUAACCCCCACAAACACAAGCUUCCAUAUUUACUGCAAUAAAUGUUUAUCAUCAGCAAACAUUGUGCUU